GCCUCCCAAGACAAGUGUGUUGUUGCUGCAGCAGUGGAAAAGCAGCUGCAGAGUAGUGAAGAUGCCAGAGUCAAAGCCGAAACCUGAGCAAGUGCAGCUCCUCAAGGUGACUUCAAAGAACAACUUUGACUUUGUGCUGCGCUGGGUCUCCGUCUCUAGCUUUGUUGGCCAGCCGCCAACAAAGAAAGAGGUUCAGGCGGCACUAGCUGUGAUCAACAAGGAACACCGUCUAAAUGCAUUUGACAGCAAAGAGGAUGAAGAGGACUGGUUGGAAACCGAGAGUGGCCUGCACAGAGGUUGCGCCAGUUACGUGACCAUGCGGACGAGGAAAAAUCCCAACUGUAGGCUUGGACACAAAGAUAUGGACACCCUGAAGAAGGCUUGCGAGCUUGCCAAGAAGGCUGGAUCUGCGUCAGCUGCUUCGUCCAAACCUGAGACAUCAAAGGCAGCUUCUGUCUCAUCGUCCAUGGACUCCGAGACUGAUAUUUGGGUUGAACAUAUCCAUCCAAUGAACCAAGAAGAUGAGGAUCCACCGACAAAAACAAGUUCUGAGAAACGUGAAACUUUUCAGAAGAAGCAGAGGAAUUGGCGCUUGAGAUCUGGCAAAGCAAAUAUUGAUGAGGAAUACAUCGACAAAGUCACAAAGGGCACCCAAAAAGAGUUGUUUCCGGAUGUUGAGUCCAAGCAAUCGAAUGUCUCAGAUGACAAGGGGCAAGGAUUCAACAAUAAAGAUAUGGAUGAUGCUGAUCAAGAUGAUCUCAAAGGGCAUGCUGGCACCUUUAAGGACGGAAAGGCCUUAUGUGUACCAACCACUCUUCCCAGUGCAGCGGCUGAAGCAACCAAGCAGCUUCUCGAGCGUGAGAACAGUCUGCAAGAAGGAGAUCUUCGUGAGGCCUGGCUGUUUACAACUGGAGCCCUUGAUAUUUUUUACAACGUGAGCCACAGGCGCAAAGAGUCCUACGCAAAGCAGCACGAGAGCCGGAAAAUGAAGGGGAACGGGGAGAAGAGUCAUCCCAAUGUUCUGAUCAUGGCCAGGAACUGGACCAUUGCUUCGCCUGAGGACGGACUUCAGUCGAUUGGUUGUGUGUCAGUGGCUCAGUAUGGUGGGAAGCUGCCAAAGAGUUGGCAGGGUGGCCUGUGGAUGUCGAUUGAGCAUCCAAACCUGGCCGACUGGGGUUGUGAUCUGGAGUUCCCCAUAGGCGACACAUCAAAAUUGGACUGCAGAGGUUGUCAGAUCCUCAGUUUGGCACUGCCAGUGGAAGCUUUGGUCAAGACUUGCAAAUUCAAGCAUGCAGACCUCAAAGAGGUUCGUGAGCCAUCUGAUGGUGCAGCUUUGGAUACUCAAGAGGAACCAGGCAAAGGCUUCUCAGGUGUUGAAGAGGCCCGCUAUGGCUAUCACUGUUUGGAACAAUAUUUGGUCUUGACAGAGGACGAAGAGGUACAGGAGGAAGAGAAUCUCAUGACUGACAUGUUUCGCUGCAAAGAUGGUGGAUCCAACGAUGGCAGUACUUCAAGUGAUGAGACUGACAGCAGUAGCCAACCGAAGAAGAAAAAAAAGAAAACCACUGGCAAGAAAGGCAAGAAGUCGAAAGCUAGCAAGAAGAAGACCACUAAGAAACAGAAGAAGUCAAAGAAGUCAAAAAAAACAAAGAAGGAUGAUGAUGAUAGCGAAGACCCAGAGAAAGCAAAGAUUGCAGAUCUUGAAAAAAAGAUUCGCAAGGCAAUCGCUGAUGUCACCAAGAAGAUCAAAAACUGCAAUGUGGAGUUGACCAAAUCUGCCAACUGGAUACACCAAUUGGUCUUCCUCCUACCAUUCACAAGCUGGGCAGCUACAGCCGAUUUAAUCGUGCUAGAGAUUUUCGACGUGCUAUGCUACUACUUUGUGACCUAUGCUUCUUCGGAUGCUCUGUGCAUUCUGGCGUGGCUGUCAGAUUGCCUAGCCAUUGCGGUCAAAAAAGAUGGACUCUCUGAACAGAAUGUUUCUGGCUAUGGAAUCUUCGGGCCGGAGGUUUACCAUAUCGACUAUGCCCUUAAGCGUGGGUCAAAACCUGCCCCGGCCAUGAUGCGUGCCCUGCACGCCCUGGGGUUGAAUGAAGAAUGGGAUCAGAUCCCUGAAGUCCGUAGACGGGUUUUGGCUGGCAACAUGUUCCUGAAGCAGCCUGACCAGCCUUGGGCCUUGCCAACCCGUGACAAUGCCAAGUUGAACAAAGAGGACCCUGAGUUUCACGAGUUGCUGCUGGCUUUGGAUCCUACUCUUGAGGAGUUCAUCCGAGAUUACAUGUCCACCCGGGUGCCAGUUGCCCAAGUACCAGCAGCCCCAGCCGAUCCAGCCGAUGAUCCCUUUGCAGCAGACGAGGAUCCGGAGAUGCAAGGUGAUUUCGAUGCCUUCACGAAGUGGUUGAACGAGUCCUUGGCUGAUGCCGAGGUGGUGAACUUGGGGAACCCAGCGUCAGGCAGCACAGAAGAUUCUGAAGUACCUGCUGGAGCAUCUGCCCCAGCUGGACCACCUGGCCCACCUGCAGAUGCUGCCGGAGAAUCUGAGACCCCUUCUAGUGAUCCCAAGGGUGCAGCUGCCCCUGCUGAUCACCCUGCUACCUUGCCCAAGGAAAAUCCUGCACCUGAAGUUGCUGAUUCUUCUUCCGGCAAGUGCAGUGCGAUCGAGCUUUUGCGAGCAAAGAUUGCUGACAAGAAGAAGGACCUUUUGCAGCGGGUGAACAAGACCGAGAACAAUGGCACUGCUGCAAGCCAAGAGUCAGUGCCUUCGAGCUCUGCAGGUUCCAAGCCUACGGGGACUGAACCAUGCCCUGACUGGGCUGACACCUUGCCCAUGGACAUUGACUUGAUUCCUGAUCUUUCUGCAGUCCCAGCGUCAAAGUCUUUGCCCGAUGCCUUUGUGCCAGAAGUUCCAGAUUCCCAACCACGCAGUGACUCACCUUGCGUGGAUGACAAGCCGGACAAGACUGGGGGAGAUGAUGUGCUCACACGUCGUCACCAGCUGUGCUUGAAGGAGACUUUGGAGAAUGAGAUGAAGGACAAGGCCAAGCUGAGAGAGCAGGGGCUGGGGAAGGGAGAAGGCAAGUCAAAGGCUGCUCACCCAAUCAAGCCUAAGCCUGGUGCAAAGGCUAAAGCGGCAGGCAAAGCCAAGGCAAAGGCAGCAACAACUCGUGGCAGGAAGCGGGUCGCUCCUCCCACAACCCCUCUGGCCACGAAUGAUCCUUCAGAUGAGGAACCUGACCUGGAGCGGGAUAUUGAAGCUGAGAUGGAAGCAGUGGCAUCUGAGGGGAGCAGGGAGGCUGCCCGUACUGAUGACGGAGGUGAAAAAGUUGAAACCCCCCGCAAAAAACUUUUUGACGAUGAGACUGGUGAGGGAUCCGAGCCUGCUGGGCCUGGCCGUGGCCGCAAGACCAGGAAGGCCAAGGCCAAGGCUCAGCCCAAGACUGCAGCCAAGGCACGUGCCAAGGCCAAGGCGAAGUCCACGCCAGCUCCCACUGAUGAUGCUGAUGCUGGUGCCUCAGAUCCACCCAAGAGGAAGAGACAGAGGCGAUCCGCUACUCAGCCUGUUGACGAGUUCAAUUUGGAGGACCUAGAGAUCCAGAAGACUAUCAGUGCUGACUUCGAGAAGUUGUCUGGGUGGGAGUUCGAAGACUUGAAAAACUUUCUGAUCACGGACCAGAAGCCCAAGCUGAACAAUGUCACCAUCAUGCCCUACUGGUCCCGGUGUGCAGUUGGUUUGAAGUGGCACUUGAUCCCUGGGAAUUCCCAAGUUGCCUACUUUGCCUACAAGGCUCAGUGGCUUGACUUCCAGAAGGUGAUUGACUCCGAACAGGAGAUCCGGACUCAGGAUACCACAUCCUUUACACAGUUCUUGGCCAAGAUUAAGUUCAAUGCAGCCAAGGCCAGACCAAUGCCUCAGAGCUUGCGAGGCGUGAAGUGGGCAAUCAAGGUGUUUGUCUUAGCUGUCAGCCUCGCAUCGUUUACGGAGAUUCCCGCACUGAAGGGUGAGGACUGCUUCGAGUGCUAUGAGUUUUUUGCUGGACGAGCGCUGCUGACAAAGACACAGCAGUGGUCAGGCAAGAGGGCCAUCCGCUUCGAUCUCCUGUACCAAAAGGAAAACAUCAAGGGUGCCCUCCAGCCAUCCAGCCAAGGGCAAUAUUGCUGGCUCUCCUUUGCAUUGCUCUCAACGGUUUUCAGAGCCAGCUGGUACAUGUUGCAUUAUGGCGGCCCUACGCCCAAGCGCCACUACUGCUACUCCAAUAGCCGCCACAUUGGCAAGCUCUGGAGGGGGAGGGAAUAUCCUGGACCUUUUGGUUUGAAGAUGGUUGAUCUCUAUGAAUCCCUGGUCCAUGAGAAGGAAGGCUGCCCGAUCCUACCCGAUGUUGUUCCUCCAUCCACGGAAGCCUUCAGCGAGAUGGAGUGGGGCGACGAUGCUGACUCCUCAUGGUCCGAAUCAAAGAUCGUGGAGGUCGCAGCCAGGCAUGAACUCGAGGAGAAGGAGAUUGAGAAACUUGAACGGGAAGCCGGGAUUGCUGUUCAGAAGGUGGCUACUCCACAGAAUGGACAUCGCCCAGCUGCUGUGGUCCCCGUGGUGGAGUUGGAAGACACUCUACCGGCUACUGAUGAAGAGUUGCGGGCUAUGAAAGCCACACCCAUGUCUCCCCAGUCAGUUGCAACUACAGAUGCCACUGGUACUCCAGGACAGGUGGAUCCGACCAAGGCCAUUGAGCUCUUGAUGAAGCAAGUGGCCGGAGCUGGUCACGCAGAUGCCAAACCGGAUGCCGGGGGUGAUGCCAAGGCAGCCCCAAGUGAUGCUUUGAGACGUAGGAACGCGUUGAAAGCUAAGCUUAGACGACAAUGCGAAGAGAAGAAGGGCGGAAAGCUCUUGGUUCCGAAGUGGUUGCACGACAUGUGGCGAACAGGCAACAAAGAUGAGUUAGCGUCGACUUUUGAAAAAUGCAAUUUCAAUACCGAUCAGUUCGUCAAUGUUUGCAAGCAGAUCCACACGAAGAAGGAGGCCAAGAAAAGCACAAUUGCUGAGGGCUGGUAUACCAGAGAAGAGAUGGCAAAGGUUUUGCACUGGAAUGCGAAGCGAAUUGAAGGGGCCGUCAAGGUUUGCCGAGGAGAUUCCAGGUUGAUCAGGAAGAACCAAUAUUCAGGGGAAGAUGAAUUUUGCGUCGAAGUCCGCGAGAGCGGAAGCCGAGAGCAAGAGGAAGUCAACGAACAGCAGCGUGAAGAAGUGGCAGAUAUGGGAGCCCCUGAUAUUUCUGGAGUUCUUGAAGUUGCAGAGAGAAUGAAUGCUCGUGGCUCUAUGUCCUGCAGCGAAGCCAGUGAAGCCAUUUCUUCGAAAGAGACCUUCCGAAAGUUCUGUGAUUCCGUGCUGACAAAGUGUGCCAAGAUUCGUGGCCUCAUCGCGGAUCUCACUAAGAAUUACCCGGAAGAUCCAACAGCCAAGAAGUCAAUUGUGGCACUUGAGAAGGACCUUGAAACCUUGGAUGCCGAAUACAACCUUCUCAGUGAUUGCAUGGCGAAGGGAGAACAGAAUGAGUUCAAUCCUGCGUGCACCAAGGUUGCACAAAACGAAGUCAAGAUCAGGAAUGCGAAACGCUACUUCAAGAAGAGCGGGCCAAAGGCGGCCCUUGGCCCUUACGCAUGGGAGCCACAACGCGAGAGACCACCCAAGGCCAGUAGCUCCUCGCAGAUUCGCACAGCGCAAGCCGUGAGGGAAGAGCUGGGGGAAGUGGCGGCAAGUGGUUCUGGUGUUUCAAAAUGGGAGAAGCACCUGGCCCCACAAGUUUGGACUCAAUUUUGGUCUAACUACGGCACUUUGAACCCUCACUUUGGCAUAUUUGCAAUGGGUGUUGAUUUAUCAAGAACGACUGCCUUCUUCAUUCAUGGGGAUGAGGGGCGUACUCUGAAAAGAGCUGCACUGAUGGUCACCACUUUGCAAAGCGCGCUGGGAUAUGGUUUUGGGGAAAAACGAUUGAAAGUGCCUCUCCCUGAAGCUUUCAAGUUACGGGUCAACUACACUGGACACACUUUGACUACACGGUUUGUUGUGAGCACAAUGCCCAAAAGUUGUUAUGACAACACACCACAAGUUUUCCAAGCGUUCUUGGAUACUUUGGCUCAGUGCUUGCGAGACCUCAGUGAUGAAGGUAUUGUGGAUCCGUUGACGGGUGAAAGAUACAGAAUUUGUGUGAUUGGAUGCAAAGGAGACCUGCCAUACUUACAGAAGACCGGCAACCUGGUUCGUGCUUUCAACACUGGUGUAAAGCGAGGCAAAGAGGCCAAGAAACCAAAGGGUGUGUGCCACCUAUGUUUGGGUGGGACUUCUGACGACUACCCAGCGGAGGAGAUACAAACACGCGAUCCUCGUUGGUUGCAAACAGUGGCUGUACAGUUGCCUUGGGAAAUUACACCACCUUUCAUUCAGCACAUGCAUCAUGACGUGUCAGACCCUGCCGCAUUCUUUAUGCCAGACCUGUGGCAUAAUUUUCACCUUGGAGUGGGAAAGGCAUACGUAGCCUCUGUGGUCCAACUUUGUCUUACCUUUGUCCCGGCCCCAAACCUCGAAGCGAAAUGGGCUUGGCUUUCAGCUCACUACAGGGCAUUUUGUCAGGGUGAGAAGAGACAGCCUCACAUCACGAAGUUGACGGGAUAUUUGAUGAGUUAUGGUGAUAAAACUGGUGCAAUGGGCGCAUGGUCCAAAGAAGCUCUAACAACAUGUUUUGUCAAAUGGUUACCAGCUCUUAUUGCUGCUUUGCCGGAUGAUGAGCAGGGGUACUUGAAAGAAUGUGCUGAUGCUGCACGACACAUGAACGCGCUGUUUGGCUCUCUCUUUACUGCAGCAGCAUUUCUUGAUGCAAAUGAGG
Cladocopium goreaui is the source of this 6869-nucleotide messenger RNA. The record is from the annotation of a GenBank genome assembly. Lineage: Eukaryota; Dinophyceae; Suessiales; Symbiodiniaceae.